Messenger RNA from Pseudovirgaria hyperparasitica, 1190 nucleotides. RefSeq lists its product as uncharacterized. The transcript has a single exon. The coding region runs from base 227 to 988 and encodes 253 amino acids. The record is from RefSeq and is a predicted model, not a curated record. Lineage: Eukaryota; Fungi; Ascomycota; Dothideomycetes; Acrospermales; Acrospermaceae.
CUAGCGUCAUGAGUCACUCGGCUGCUUGAGUUUAAUCAACCCCCAGGCCAAAGGUGGCAUACACAAGUUGCCAUAUAAUUCGGCAUACACAACAUCUUCCGAUUGCUACCAAGAGAUUUACUACUGGAAAGCUACGAUCAAAUCCCAAACACUGGACUCUUCCAUUCAUGUCGAGCAACAUGGCUCUUCAGACAUAUGCACCAACGACUCCCUCUCCAGUCUGAAAAUGCUCACCUUCCUAGACCUGCCGAAAAACGUUCGGAUGCAAACAUACAGUCUGCUCUGCCCUACGAUACCAGUACCGCCUGGUCUCAAAGGCGUUCAGACACUUCGUCAUGAUGGCGUGCGGUGCAGCGUCACAUUCCUUCGGUCUAAUCGCGCCAUCUAUAAAGAAGCCGGUCACUUUCUGUACACCUCCACGGCAUACACUCUGCGCUACAACAACGCAACCUGUCUGUUCUACUUCAUUAACAGCAUUUACGACGCCUCGGAGCUCCACAGUUUAAUGUCUCGACUGCGCAAAGUCCGCAAGUUGAUCUUCGAAAUCCGUUUGGGCGAUGACAUGUCACGUGCUGAGACAAGGCAAGGACUGAGCAUUCUAUAUGGUUUCGCAGCCUUGUUUGGGGAAUGUGAAAGAGAAUUACAGGCCUUGCAGUUGAAGGUUUUCCCUGUCGAAGAUGUAAUGAGGAAGGACGAGAUCAUUCUACCCAGUUUUUCCUUUGCCGAACUUGCGCUGGCGUGUCUGGUGGAGAUGGGGCAGGUCAACGAGGUAACAAUUGAAGCUUUUUGCGUGAAGAAGUGGAUGAGACCAGAGAUUCAGCCUGCAAACUGGGGCGAAAAGAGGUUGAAAUGGGAGAGAUUGGUCAGCGAUAUGAGUACUACUUUGAUGGAGGGCAGUAUCUUGCGGGGCACCAAAGACUGGCUAGAGCGUAUAAAUGGUGGCCAGGUUGAAUACCUCGAAGGAGAAGUCGACAGCGAUAAUGAAUAAGAGGCCGGCAGCAUCUCUAUGUCCCAUAUCACGAGUCCAGGCCAUAUCGAGUUAUGUUCCGGGUGUUGUGGCGUGAAUGGCUCUACAGUUACUGUGUCGUCUAUCUGAGAGUGGCUUGAGCUGGCCGUACUAUGAAUUCAAUACACAUACUUGUUCCCGACACACAUCAUAUUUUGCAAAAUUGGUGGAAAGUUUCAUGGCU